CCAUUAAACCAGCAAUGCCACCAAAUGAAAUCCAAAGAAAGAGUUCAACAAUACCUGUAAUCCCACCAACUGACCCCCAAGAACAGAGUACAACGGGAUCUUUAAUGGACGAAACAAAAGCAGACAAUUGGGAGAAAGCUGAGUUUGAUAAGAUAAAAAACUGGUAUGAGAAGCUAGAAUCCAUAAUAGCUUCCUGGGAGGAAAAGAGGAAGGCAAAAGCCAAAAGACGACUAGAAAGGACAGAGAGUGAAGUGGCAAGAAGAAGGGAAAGAACUGUAAAAGAAUACAGAAACAACAUCAAAUACAUUGAUCAGUCUGCAGAAGCAGCAAAAGUGAAGGCAGAGAAAAGACGAAGGAAUGAGGAGUUAAAAGCAAAAGAGAAGGCAAACAGAAUUAGAACUACUGGGAAAGAUCCUAAUACGGGUUUAUGCUGCUGAAAAUAUAGAACCCCAAUUCAUCUGUUUUUUACAGACAAAAGGAAAUCUUAAAAGUUCUGCAAGCUGUAAACAUUCUCUUAGGCCAAUGGAAACUUCUUUAUAUGAUGUGCCGUUCAAUAACAAAGAGAAUUUGCCUAUAAGAGUUAAAAGUAAGAGAUUCAAUAAUUACAUUGAUUUGAAUUGAUUUAUCUAUUGUUUGUGGACAACAUCACAUCAUUCAUG
Juglans regia (Persian walnut) is the source of this 659-nucleotide messenger RNA. Its product is annotated as remorin 1.4-like. The transcript is spliced from 3 exons. The coding region runs from base 15 to 437 and encodes 140 amino acids. NCBI's taxonomy places the organism in Eukaryota, Viridiplantae, Streptophyta, Magnoliopsida, Fagales, Juglandaceae. The record is from RefSeq and is a predicted model, not a curated record.